This is a messenger RNA of Phyllopteryx taeniolatus (common seadragon), 2719 nucleotides long. RefSeq names its product G protein-coupled receptor, class C, group 5, member C (gene gprc5c). Lineage: Eukaryota; Metazoa; Chordata; Actinopteri; Syngnathiformes; Syngnathidae. The transcript is spliced from 4 exons. Gene Ontology annotation, molecular function: protein kinase activator activity; G protein-coupled receptor activity. The record is from RefSeq and is a predicted model, not a curated record. Gene Ontology annotation, biological process: G protein-coupled receptor signaling pathway. Bases 178 to 1515 code for a protein of 445 amino acids. Gene Ontology annotation, cellular component: plasma membrane; extracellular exosome; intracellular membrane-bounded organelle.
AGUGCUGGUGUUUGUGCUUGUGCUGCAUUCAGGUGUCUCGACCUCGCAAAGGAUUUUCUUGUGUGCCACACAAACGGAACUGUGGUCAGUUGCACGUCUCGUUUGUCCAACAUUUUCCUCCUGCGUUGACUGAUCUCAUCGCGUGAAUCUGAUCAGGAAGCGGUGCUGGCGAGGGCGAUGGCGUCCAACGUGAGCCGACCCGCGGGCUGCGGUCCGGCGGUGUCGUCCAUCUACUACAAGCUGUGCGACCUGGACGCGGCGUGGGGCGUGGUUCUGGAGGCGUCGGCGUCGGCCGGCGUCGUCGUCAGCCUGGUUCUGUUCACGGCGCUGCUCGCCAACGUGCCCUUCACGCGGGACCCCAACCGCAGGAACGCGGUGGCCCUGCACGCCCUCUUCCUGGUGUGCACGGCCGGCCUCUUCGGCCUCACAUUCGCCUUCGUGGUGGGGAAGAACUUCUCCACCUGUGCGUCGCGCCGCUUCCUGUUCGGCGUUCUCUUCGCCGGCUGCUUCUCGUGCCUCCUGGUUCAGGGCGUGCGGCUCAACGCCCUGGCCAGGACCAACCGUGCCCCGGGGGCGUGCGGCUCGUGCCUCGUCGCAACGGCCCUGUGGUCGGUGGAGGUGCUCGUCAACGCCGAGUGGCUGAUCAUCACGGUGGCGCGCCACCCGCCGGGGCCGGGCAUCUCCGCGGACGGGGUCGAGGGCGGCGGCGGCGCCACGGCCGUGCCCUGCGACGUGGCCAACGCGGACUUCGCCAUGGCGCUGAUCUACGUGAUGGCGCUCCUCGUCGCCGCCCUGGGCGCAGGCCUGGGCGUCAUGGCGGGAGAACACAAGCGGUGGAAGAGGGAGGGCGCCCUCAUCCUGGCGUGCGCCCUCCUCUCCGUCGGGAUCUGGGCGGCGUGGAUCGCCGUGUACGUCCACGGGAACUUUACGCCCCGGUGGGAUGACCCCGCGUUGGGCGUCGCCCUGGUGACCAACGCCUGGGUCUUCCUGGCGCUGGUCACCGUCCCACAAGUGUGCUGCUCGGCCGGGGACGGAGACUGCGACCCCGACUUCGGGGAGACGCCGUACCCGGGUCGGGGGGGCGUCGGCUAUGAGAACAUCCUGAAGGAACUGAACCCUAACAACGUCUUUGCGGAAAACAUGGACAACAAAGCCUUCUCCGUGGACGAGCCCGCACAAGGCGCCGCGGCGGUGUCUCCGUACAGCGGCUACACGGGCCAGCUGAGGAGUUGCGUGUACCAGCCCACCGAGCUGGCCCUCAUCGCCAAAGCCCGCGCGGCCGCCAAUCCCCCGGAAGCGUCCUACGACUCCGUCAUUCCUCGAGCGUCGGCCCGUUCUGAAGCCGGCAGCGUCGGCGUGCGCGCCGCGAACGCCGCGGACACGGCGGACGUGGGCAACGCCUCUCACGGAAACGGAAACAGCGUAGGUCCACGCGUUCGGUCAUUCCUGUUUGAUGUUGCCGUAGUGUGUGUGCGCGCGUGUUCGUUCAUACGUUUUUUUGCGGAAACAGCGUAGGUAUCCCCCCGCAUACUUCCUGUCUGAUGUUACCAUAGCAACCACCGCCUCUUGUUCUUCUUCUGUGCGCGUCAGCAGGCUAACGCGUCGCACAGGACGCCUCAGUGGUGAAGCCGCCGUCUCUGCCCUGAUGAUCGUCUGGAGGUCGCCACACGGACGCCCUUUGACCUUUUGACCUUCUCUUCUCUCAGUCGGGAUGAGGCAAGACUGGAGAAAGGAAGGCAGGACUUUUCAUACUUUUCUUUUUCCCAUGUUUGAUACACACGCCCUUUAUGGUCAUGUGCACUAGUGUGUCCAAACGACACAAGACACAACACUAUACAAUCUUAAACCACACUGCACUAUACUAAACUACACAGCACACCACUACACUACAUUGUACUCGAUUAUAGAACAAUAUACAACACUACACACAACUACAUGACACUGCACUGCAUUACGUUUUACUACAAUACACAGCACUACACAAGACAACAUACGACUAAACCUCACAACACUACAGUAUACUACAUGGCACUAGAUUAUGCUACAAUACAAUUUGCAAGGACUAAUGAAGCUUAUUUGAUCUUAGUAAACAACACUUGAGUACAUAAAUUCACAACACUUCACCAUACUAGACAAAUGCUUGCGGCGGUGUGUCUUGCUGUAAUUAUAAUUAUAUAUAUUUAUAUGUGUGUGGGCGGCACGGUGGCCGACUGGUUAGAGCGUCAGCCUCACAGUUCUGAGGACCCGGGUUCAAUCCCCGGCCCCGCCUGCGUGGAGUUUGCAUGUUCUCCCCGUGCCUGCGUGGCUUUUCUCCGGGCGCUCCGCUUUCCCCCCACAUCCGCAAAACAUGCGUGCUCGGUUGAUUGAAGACUGUAAGUUGCCCGUAGGUGCGAAUGGGAGUGCGAACGGUUGUUUGUUUGUAUGUGACCUGCGAUUGACUGGCGACCAGUUCCGGGUUUACCCCGCCUCUCGCCCGAAGAUAUCUGCGAUUGGCUCCAGCAUGCCGACGACCCGUGUGAGGAUAAGUGCUACAGAAAAUGGAUGGAUAUAUAUAUAUAUAUAUAUAUAUAUAUAUAAAAUGUGUUAAUGCUUCUACAUGGAAAUGCAAUGUAAAUAUGUAAGUGUGAUAAUAUUGAAUAGUUGAAGUGAGUUUUGCGCAUAUUAUCGCUUUAAGGUCCGUAUUUCUUCACAAAGCUUUUCAUUUGUUCGGUUCUGCAAU